Messenger RNA from Emys orbicularis (European pond turtle), 3762 nucleotides. It is a transcript of the gene F13A1, whose product is annotated as coagulation factor XIII A chain. The transcript has 15 exons. The record is from RefSeq and is a predicted model, not a curated record. Bases 87 to 2315 code for a protein of 742 amino acids. Gene Ontology annotation, molecular function: protein-glutamine gamma-glutamyltransferase activity. Gene Ontology annotation, biological process: blood coagulation, fibrin clot formation; peptide cross-linking. Lineage: Eukaryota; Metazoa; Chordata; Testudines; Emydidae.
AUUUCCAGAUUUCAUUGCACUUGAGAAAGUCUACCAGGAACAGGAAAGAGAACAUCUGAAAAGAAGGGGAUUGCAACACUGUUACAAUGUCUGAACCAACGCACGCUGACAAAGAGAAGAAAAAAACAAUUCCCCCUAGCCUGAGUGGCCGAAGAGCCCUCCCCCCAAACAUCUCUAAUGCUGAAGAAGAUGAGGUCCCUGUCAUGGAGAUGACUGGUUUGGUACCUAGGGGAGUUAACCUGAAAGAUUUUCUGGAAGUUAAGGAAGUUCACAUGUUCAAGAGUGACCAGGAUGUUAACAAGCAGGAGCACCAUACUGACAAGUACUACCACCCUAAGUUGAUUGUACGCCGUGGACAGCCUUUCCUUAUCCAAAUUGACUUCAACCGUCCUUACAAUCCUGAAAAGGACCAGUUCUGGGUGGAAUACCUUAUAGGUCGUUAUCCACAGCAAAACAAAGGCACUUACAUCCCAAUCCCUUUGGUUGAAGAACUGCAAAGCGGGACAUGGGGAGCCAAGAUUACCUGGAAGGAGGACAGUUCCAUUAGACUGUCCAUCAUGUCUGCUCCGACCUGCAUUGUGGGGAAAUUCCGCCUCUAUGUCGCUGUCCUGACUCCCUAUGGCAUCCGCCGGACAAAGAGAAACCCAGAGACUGACACCUACAUACUCUUUAAUCCCUGGUGCCCAGAGGAUUCUGUGUUUCUGGAUGACGAGAAGGAAAGGGAAGAGUAUGUCCUGAAUGACCUUGGAGUUGUUUUCCAUGGAGACAUCAACAAUAUAAAAUCCAGAAGCUGGAAUUAUGGUCAGUUUGAAGAGGGCAUUCUGGACGCUUGCCUACACUUGAUGGAUAGAGCAAAACUAGAUCUCUCUGGGCGGGGGAACCCAGUCAAAAUCAGUCGCAUUGGAUCUGCAGUGAUCAAUGCUAAAGAUGAUGAGGGUGUGGUUGCUGGCAGUUGGGACAAUAUUUAUGCUUAUGGAGUAGCACCGUCAGCCUGGACUGGAAGUGUAGACAUCCUAUUGGAAUAUCAUAGCUCUGGUAUGCCAGUGCGGUACGGUCAGUGCUGGGUCUUUGCUGGAGUCUUCAAUACAUUUUUGAGGUGCAUAGGGAUACCUGGAAGAAUUGUUACCAAUUAUUCCUCUGCCCAUGAUAAUGAUGCCAAUUUACAACUGGAUGUCUUUGUGGAUGAAGAAGGGAAAGUGGACUCCAAACUCACAAAAGACUCAAUCUGGAACUAUCACUGCUGGAACGAGGCAUGGAUGACCAGACCUGAUCUUCCCGUUGGUUUUGGAGGAUGGCAAGUCGUAGAUAGUACUCCUCAAGAAAACAGUGAUGGUAUGUAUAGAUGUGGCCCUGCUUCCGUUCAAGCUAUUAAACAUGGUCAUGUCUGCUUCCAGUUCGAUGCUCCUUUUGUUUUUGCAGAGGUAAAUAGUGAUGUUGUUUACUCAAAAGCAAUGAAAGAUGGGACCAGAGUGAUUGAACACAUUGAUAAGACCCAUAUUGGGAAAUUAAUCUUGACCAAGGAAAUUGGGAGUGAUAGAACCAAGGACAUUACUGAGCAGUACAAGUUCCAGGAAGGCACAGAAGAAGAGAGACUGGCCCUUGAGACAGCUCUGAUGUAUGGUGUUAAAAAGCAGGCUACCCAGGAUACUAUGGAGCCGGCAGGGACCGAUGUCGACAUGGACUUUCAAGUGGAAAAUGCAACACUUGGCAGUGACUUCAAAGUCACUGUAACUUUCAGAAACAACAGCCACAACCGUUACACUGCAACAGUCUAUCUGUCUGGCAAUAUUGUGUUUUAUACGGGUGUCAUGAAGAAUGAAUUCAAGAAUCAUACUUUUGAUGUGACACUGGAACCCUUGGCAUCUAAAAUUUCUGAGGUCUUAAUCAAAUCGGGGGAGUACAUGAGUCAGCUGCUGGAACAGGCCUCUUUGCAUUUCUUCGUCACAGCACGUCUCAAUGAAACGAAAAAGAUUCUGGCCAAGCAGAAGACCUCUGUACUGCAAAUCCCCAAGCUGCACAUCAAGGUUCCUGGAGAGAAGGUAGUUGGUAAGGAAAUGUCUGUGAUAAUAGAAUUCACCAACCCACUGAACCAAAAGCUUGUGAAUGUCUUGGUACGUCUCGAUGGACCUGGCCUACUGAGGACAACCACAAAAAUGUUCAGGGAAAUUCCAAAGAAUUCUACUUUGACCUGGGAAGAAAAAUGUUUUCCAAGACAAGCUGGAGUUCGAAAGCUAAUUGCAAGCCUGAAUUGUGAUGCCCUACGACAUGUCUAUGGCGAGCUGGACCUAGAGGUUGAAAGGAAACCACUUGUGUGAACAAGAUUGUCUUCUUCAGCCUUUCAUUUAUCAGUGUUUUAUAAGGGAAAAAAUUUGAAGAAAUAUUUUCAGCUCUCAUUGUCCUAUCUCCGAAUAAAUGUACAUGUCAAUGAAGCAAAGUAACAGAAAACACCAGGAAGGGUUGGGAAUGCAUUUAUCGGGUUAUGAGUGUUCCAAAUUAAGAUAAUACUAGUUAAAGGCAACUUCAGGCCAUCUUACUCUUAUAGUUCACAUGAAUGUAUACCCCUUUGCAUUGGUACUGGGAGGGAGAAGGUUCCAUUCUCCAAAACACUUUGAACUUUAGUUUUAAUUAGGGCUUCAUAUUUCACUGAACAAAAAAAAAAUUAUACAUUCUUAUGGUAAAACAUGGUUUAUGUACCUUAACGGGUUGUUUUAUCUUGUGGUGUUAAAGUUUUCAAAUUCACAGAGCAGCUCACUUUGUUGAAAGGAUUGAUCAGGGUUUGGUACCUCAAGGCUGCUCCCAAUUAGCACUCUGCUAUGCCCUCCCAUACAUACAGACACUGGCUUCUUGCUUUGUAUUUACCCCACUCUGUACGCUGCUAGUGCACCGUCCCUCUUGUUUGUCCCUAGGCUACCAUAUCUCUGCCCAGGGAUCACUGCACCAAGCCCCCAGUUUAUUAGUCCUAACCUUUAAACUGUGUUCCAAGGCUUCUGUCUUGCCACACCUACCAUCUCUCCUUCCCCACACUUAGUAGGGGGCCUUAUUAUUCCUUAGUUCCAUGUGUGUAUAGGAGACAGCCACUGCUGACAGAAGGUGUUCCAUGUACCUUUAUGGAGUUCAGGCUGCACAGACCUGGAAAGUGGGCAAAUAGGGAUAAAAAGGUGUAGACAGGCAGCAGGCUGGGAGUCUCUGGAUUCUACCCCUCCCAAACCCACAAAGGGGGUGCAAAUGAAUCCGUCCCCUCUGUGCUGUGGAACCUUUAGGGAUGGUUCAAGAAGCAGCUGUGAUCAAGUGGGCUUCUGGUAUCUCGGUUUUUGCAGGAGCAGCAUUCUUGAUUAGCGAAUAGGAGCCAGUGGGGCUGGGCAUGGCAGAUGCCUCUUAAGUUUUGGGAGUGCUCCCAAUGAAGAUUGGCACAGAUCUCUGGGUAUUCCCAGGGUAAGAGGAUGGAAUCAUAGUUUCUUCCAGGGGGAGGGUACAGCCACCUCCCCUGAGAGAAGGGUGAGAUGGAAACUCCACAACCUGACUUCAGCAUCCCCUCUCCUUUACAAAUUAUUCCUGCAUAAGGAAGAAUGGGACCCCAGGCAUCCCAUUUCUAAGACUGAUCCUACCCAUAGCUGUUCCUGACAUUUCUAUUGAUUCCAGUCUCACUGUUCGUCUUGCACCACUGCUACUCAACUGAAAAGGAAGUACUCCCCGAUGCAUUCUGGGCAAUGGUGUGGCUCUCAGUGAUGUUGAUGCAGGGCCGGCUCUACUAUUUUUGCCGCC